Oncorhynchus nerka (sockeye salmon) is the source of this 1443-nucleotide messenger RNA. Its product is annotated as MOB-like protein phocein. The transcript is spliced from 7 exons. NCBI's taxonomy places the organism in Eukaryota, Metazoa, Chordata, Actinopteri, Salmoniformes, Salmonidae. Bases 16 to 729 code for a protein of 237 amino acids. The record is from RefSeq and is a predicted model, not a curated record. Gene Ontology annotation, cellular component: cytoplasm.
CACACAAGUCAGUAAAUGUGCGCAUCAUUUGCAUCCGGGCAUUCUGUCGAGAUGGUCAUGGCGGAGGGUACUGCAGUUCUGAGGAGGAAUCGGCCUGGAACCAAGGCGAAGGAUUUCUACAACUGGCCAGAUGAAUCCUUUGAAGAGAUGGACAGCACGCUGGCUGUACAACAGUACAUUCAGCAGAACAUCCGGUCAGACUGCUCCGGUAUCGAUAAGAUCCUGGAGCCACCAGAGGGACAGGACGAAGGGGUGUGGAAGUACGAGCACCUCCGGCAAUUUUGUCUGGAGCUUAAUGGACUCGCUGUGAAACUGCAGAGCGAGUGCCACCCAGACACCUGCACCCAGAUGACAGCCACAGAACAGUGGAUAUUCCUGUGUGCGGCACACAAGACCCCCAAAGAGUGCCCUGCCAUUGACUACACCAGGCACACGCUGGACGGAGCUGCCUGCCUUCUCAACAGCAACAAGUAUUUCCCCAGCCGUGUGAGCAUCAAGGAGUCCUCAGUGGCCAAGCUGGGUUCUGUGUGUCGCCGGAUCUAUAGGAUAUUCUCCCAUGCUUACUUCCACCAUCGGCAGAUAUUUGACAAGUAUGAGAACGAGACCUUUCUGUGCCAUCGGUUCACGCGCUUCGUGAUGAAGUACAACCUGAUGUCUAAGGACAACCUGAUUGUUCCUAUCCUGGAGGAGGAGGUCCAGAACACCUCAGCUGGGGAGAGCGAGGCCUGAGAGGAGAGCUGCACACAGGAGACCAGAUGUGAGUUCAAUUACUAGUAUUCAAAUACUGCUUGAUUGAGCUUGCCUGUUGCAAUGAAACCAAUGAGAGUCCCACAAGGCAAAUCCCACCCACCUGGUACUCCAGGCAGGCUAAAGCAAACACAAAGUAUUUGAGAUAGUAUUUGAACCCAUGUCUGAUGCAGCUACACACUAGCCAGACCCACUACUCUGUGGGGAAUGUUAAUUGAACCUUUUGAGCAGCUAGAUUUACAAAACAUACAUUUAACCAUAAUGUGUUGAUGGCAAAGGCACACCCUUAUGGGCUCCCUGUAUAUAACCCCUGCUGUCCCACCCCCCACUAUCAUGUGUUUGCUGGUGCUUUGCUUUCUCCGCGUUGCUUUUGUUCUCUCUCAUUGAAUUCCAAAUAGACUCCUUGCCACUCCUGUAGAUCUGAGGCUUGGAUAGCUGGAAGAAUAUGCAGACAUUUCCAGGAAACCCAUUUGGAGGCAAGAUGAAGCUAUGACCAUAAUGCUAAGGUUUAGAGAGGCUAGGGGUCCAUUUGUGGUUCAGAAGCCCUCUAUGCUUGUGUUGCUCUGAGUACACACCGCUCUCAUCAUUAAGUUAUUUUGUGGGAGGAGUCUUGUCUAUCCGCCCCACUUUUUAUUUUCCUUUAAAUAAUUACAUUUUGUUACUGUCGACAUUUGUCUUAAUAAAAAAAUACCAUUA